This is a messenger RNA of Misgurnus anguillicaudatus (oriental weatherfish), 3087 nucleotides long. The record is from RefSeq and is a predicted model, not a curated record. Lineage: Eukaryota; Metazoa; Chordata; Actinopteri; Cypriniformes; Cobitidae.
AUGGUUAGGCCACCGAUGAGACUCUGUAUCCGCUCACUCAAGAGUGAAAUCACCCAGUAUUCCUUCGCCCAGGUGACUUUCCUUUUCUCUCUUCCCCAGGGGAACGAUCAGACCAGCGUAGUCCGUCUGCAGAGCAGCAACACAGUGUACACAAAGUACACAACAAGCAUCCCAUUUGAUGACUUCAAAGGUCUUUAUAUCCUCUGCCUCUUCUCCUCAUCAGCCUAUCAGCAACCGCUGUCGCCGCCGCAGAACAGAGAGGAGUUUGAGUUAAAGAGAUCUGCUCAUUGUGUGAAGAGACAGAGAGAAGUAGCAGACAGACACAUCACUGUGAUUGAAGCUCCUGGAUGGUGGAGAAAUAAACCUGUAGAGAAGAGCACUGAGUUACUGAAAGAAGAGAUUUUACUCAGUGUGUCUCUGUGUCCUCCAGGACCUCACAUUGUUCUUCUGCUUAUACGUGCUGACAGAAGAUUUAAAGAGGAUGAGAGAAAAGUAUUACAGGGUUAUGUUGAUCUUCUGGGUGAGAGAGUCUGGAGUCACACUAUAGUGCUCUUCACUCAUGGAGACUUUCUAGGAGACACAUCUAUAGAGCAACACAUUGAGAGGGAAGGUCAGGAUCUCCAGUGCCUGGUAGAGAAAUGUGGGAACAGAUAUCAUAUUUUCAACAAUAACAACAGAAGUGAGACUCAGAUCAAAGAUCUGCUGGAGAAGAUAGAAGAGACAGUGAGAGAAAACAAUGGACGCCAUUUUGAAAUGAACAGAAAGAUUUUACAGGAGAUAGAACAGAGAAGCAGGACAGAGGAAGAGAGAGCAAAUGAACGAAUGAAGAGGAUGAAGAAACAGAGAGAGAUGAUCAGAUCACAGAUGAGUGAAACUCAGAAACUCUCAGAUCUGAGGAUUGUGUUAAUGGGAUAUAAAUAUGCUGGUAAGAGUUCAUCAGGAAACAUCAUCCUGAACAGAGACGCGUUUGACUUGAAGACAUCUGCUCAGUGUGUAAAGAGACAGAGAGAAGUAGCAGACAGACACAUCACUGUGAUUGAAGCUCCUGGAUGGUGGAGAAAUAAACCUGUAGAAAAGAGCACUGAGUUACUGAAACAAGAGCUUUUACUCAGUGCAUCUCUGUGUCCUCCAGGACCUCACAUUGUUCUUCUGGUUAUACGUGUGGAUGAUAGAUUUACAGAUGUUGAGAGAAAAGUAUUUCAGGGUUAUGUUGAUCUUCUGGGUGAGAGAGUCUGGAGUCACACUAUAGUGCUCUUCACUCAUGGAGACUUUCUAGGAGACACAUCUAUAGAGCAACACAUUGAGAGGGAAGGUCAGGAUCUCCAGUGCCUGGUAGAGAAAUGUGGGAACAGAUAUCAUAUUUUCAACAAUAACAACAGAAGUGAGACUCAGAUCAAAGAUCUGCUGGAGAAGAUAGAAGAGACAGUGAGAGAAAACAAUGGACGCCAUUUUGAAAUGAACAGAAAGAUUUUACAGGAGAUAGAACAGAGAAGCAGGACAGAGGAAGAGAGAGCAAAUGAACGAAUGAAGAGGAUGAAGAAACAGAGAGAGAUGAUCAGAUCACAGAUGAGUGACACUCAGAAGCUCUCAGAUCUGAGGAUUGUGUUAAUGGGAUAUAAAUGUGCUGGUAAGAGUUCAUCAGGAAACAUCAUCCUGAACAGAGACGAGUUUGACUUGAAGACAUCUGCUCAGUGUGUGAAGAGACAGAGAGAAGUAGCAAACAGACACAUCAUUGUGAUUGAAGCUCCUGGAUGGUGGUGGAAUGAACCUGUAGAGAAGAGCACUGAGUUACUGAAAAAAGAGAUUUUACGCAGUGUGUCUCUGUGUCUUCCAGGACCUCAUACUGUUCUUUUGGUUAUACGUGUGGAUGAUAGAUUUAAAGGGGAAGAUAGAAAAGUAUUACAGGGUUAUGUUGAUCUUCUGGGUGAGAGAGUCUGGAGUCACACUAUAGUGCUCUUCACUCAUGGAGAUCUUCUAGGAGACACAACUAUAGAGAAACACAUUGAAAGUGAAGGUGAGGAUCUCCAGUGUCUGGUGGAGAAAUGUGGGAACAGAUAUCAUCUUCUCAACAAUAACAACAGAAGUGAUGAGACUCAGAUCAAAGAUCUGCUGGAGAAGAUAGAGGAGACAGUGACAGAAAACAACAGUCGCUAUUUUAAAAUGGACAGAAAGAUUUUACAGAAGGUAGAGGAGAGAAGCAGAGCAGAGGAUGAGAGAGCAGAAGAACGAAAGAAGAGGAUGAAGAAACAGAGAGAGAUGAUCAGAUCACAGAUGGGUGACACUCAGAAGCUCUCAGAUCUAAGGAUUGUGUUCAUGGGAUAUAAAUUUGCUGGCAAGAGUUCAUCAGGAAAUAUCAUCCUGAACAGAGACGAGUUUGACUUGACAUCUGCUCAGUGUGUGAAGAGACAGAGAGAAGUAGCAGACAGACACAUCACUGUGAUUGAAGCUCCUGGAUGGUGGAGAAAUAAACCUGUAGAUGAGAGCACUGAGUUACUGAAAGAAGAGAUUUUACUCAGUGUGUCUCUGUGUCCUCCAGGACCUCACAUUGUUCUUCUGGUUAUACGUGCUGACACUAAAUUUAAAGAGGAAGAGAGAAAAGUAUUUCAGGGUUAUGUUGAUCUUCUGGGUGAGAGAGUCUGGAGUCACACUAUAGUGCUCUUCACUCGUGGAGACUUCCUAGGAGACACAACUAUAGAGCAACACAUUGAGAGUGAAGGUGAGGAUCUCCAGUGUCUGGUGGAGAAAUGUGGAAACAGAUAUCAUCUUCUCAACAAUAACAACAGAAGUGAUGAGACUCAGAUCAAAGAUCUGCUGGAGAAGAUAGAGGAGACAGUGACAGAAAACAACAGCUGCUGUUUUGAAAUGGAGAGAAAGAUUUUACAGGAGAUGGAAGAGCGAAGGAAAGCAGAGAAAGAGAGAGCAGAAAAACGAAUGAAGAGGAUGAAGAAACAGAGAGAGAUGAUCAGAUCACAGAUGAACCCUUCUCAUUCUCUCACUCGAAUACAGGAUCUACUAGAUGUGGUGGUGUCUAAUAAGAUUGCUACGGUGGUAGCCCCGCCCCUGAGCUGGGGGAUUGUUACUGUGUAA